Striga asiatica is the source of this 834-nucleotide messenger RNA. Lineage: Eukaryota; Viridiplantae; Streptophyta; Magnoliopsida; Lamiales; Orobanchaceae. The record is from the annotation of a GenBank genome assembly.
GUAUGGGAUUUGGGGGGCAUUCCUUGUAAGCAUGCAUGUAGUGCCAUAAUAGCUCAGAAGCUGGUUCCUGUUGACUUUGUAGAUGGAUGUUAUUCACAAGAGUGUUGUAAGAAUGUGUAUAGGGGUUCAAUACUAGGCACAAAUGUUCCUUCAUUGUGGAGACAUGCCCUAUUUGUUCCUCUUUUACCUCCCAACUUUGGGAGGGGUGCUGGACGGCCUUCAAAGGCAAGAAGAAGAGAUCAAGAAGAGCCUAAAAACAAAGGGAAAAAGAGAAGUGGAAAACAACCAAUGAAUAUGAAGAGACAACAACCAACUGUGAGGUGCAAAAAGUGUGGCAUGGCUGGCCACAAUGCAAGGUCUUGUGAGAAAAGAAAGGAGAAAGACAUGAACACUCUAAGCCAAAACCAAAGUCAAGUAACUCAAGAAGUGGACAACUCUCCAUUGAAAAGGGCUUUUGAUACAAUUCUUGAAAGGAAAAGAGCAAGAGCUGCUGCUGACAUAGGUAAAAGGAAAAGGGCAAAGAAGGCCACAGUUGGGACAAAACAAUCCUCACAAGUAAGUGUUCAUUACGCUCAUUUAAUUAUCCAUUUGUGUAUAACAAAUUCACUUCUGAAACCAAUUAUUUUUAACCAUAUUUCUUUAACUUUAAUUCAAUCAUUUUUUCAAAAUCCUACACUUUUGCCACCAGUGAUAAGCCAUGAAGAAGAAGAUGAGGAGCUGCAGUCAUUGUGUGAACUCAUUGAUGAGUAUGAAACCCCUAAAGUUGCCAAUCAGCCCGGGCCUACCCUUUAUCAACAGCUGCAGAGUUCAAUGCAAUCAAGAGAUGAAAACUAA